Molecule: messenger RNA, 1938 nt
Organism: Parus major (Great Tit)
Lineage: Eukaryota; Metazoa; Chordata; Aves; Passeriformes; Paridae
Gene: SLC3A2
Product: solute carrier family 3 member 2
Exons: 4
Coding region: 437-1711 (424 amino acids)
Biological process (GO): amino acid transport
Source: RefSeq, a predicted model, not a curated record
UCUUGGCUUCCCCAUGAGAAUAUCGGGGCGCCCAGGGGUUCUUGAAGUGCGCGGGAGGGGCUCGAGAUCCCCCUGCAAGGGCAGAUUUGGGUGUUCAAGGAGGGGCCCUGUGAAGGCGCUGGGGGAGGCCGCGAGACCUUGAAAGAUUUCGGGGCCUCCUGGGGCCCCUUGUGACGGUUUUGGGGUCCCCGGGGGUUUUUAGAUACCCAAGAGGAGCUUGAAACCCCUCCUAAGAGCAUUUUAGGGGGACACCGGAGAGGUUUUGGGGUGCGGGCCGCACCUUUGGAUCCCUUGAAAAAGAAGGGGCAAAGUUGGGGUUCAAAGUCCCGUUUGUGUGGGAGGGGGGAAGUCCAACCCCGCCCGAACCCUUUUGAGGUGCCCUGAGGCAGCGGGAGGAGCGUCCCUGAAUAUUUUUGGGCUCCGAUUUAUCGGCCAGAUGGAGCCCGAGUCGCCGCCCCGGGAUCUGGAGCUGUCGGCGCUGGAGGCCGAGAAGGAGCCGAUGGCGGCGGCCGAGCCCGAGCCGCAGCGGCCCCGGCCCCACCGCGACCCCAUCCCGCCCCCGGAAUCGCGGCCGGGCAGCGAGAAGAACGGGCUGGUGAUGAAAAUCCCCCCCGAAGAAGAAGAAGAAGCGGCUUUAGGAGGAGCCGGAGCUUCGGGGAGCCCCAAAUUCACGGGCUUGGGCAAGGAGGAGCUGCUGAGGGAGGCCGGGACGGCGCCCUGGGCCCGGGCCCGGAUGGUUCUGCUCGUGCUUUUUUGGGUGGGCUGGCUCGGGAUGUUGGGGGCCGCCGCUGCCAUCGUGGCCCAGGCCCCUCGCUGCCAGCCCCUGCCCUCCAAAGCCUGGUGGGAACUCGGGGCGCUCUACAGAGCACCCCCAAAAGCCUUCGGGGAGAACCUGAAAGGUGUGGAGAAACGUUUGGGGUACCUGAGGGACAAGCUGCAGAUGGGGGGGGUGGUGCUGGGGCCCCUGUACCCCCCAAAACCUUCAGGAGCCAAAAUCCCCUCGCUGAAGGAGCUGGACCCGGCCCUGGGCACCAUGCAGGACUUCUCUGCCCUCCUGGAGGAGGCCAAGAGCGAAGGUGGGGCUGGGGGGACCCCAAAACUGGGGAGGGGGACCCCAGGUGCCGUUCUCAGGGUGCUGGUGGGGGGCACACGGCUGGAGCAGCCCUGGAAGGUUCUGCAGAGGCCGCAGCUGCUGCUGGGGCCCUUCCUGAGAGCCCUGGAGCCCAAACCCGAGGCCGAAUCCCCCGAAGGAGCCAUCAGGGACCUCCUCAACUUCCUCAACUCCCCCAACUCCUCCUCCGUGGGGCUGGGCUGGAGCGUGAGUCUGACACCCUUUGGGGGACCCCCGACCCCUCCCCAAUUUCAGCCCCCAGCCGCUCUGGAGCUGUGCCGGGCUCUGUCGUCACUGCGGCCCCGCGAGCGCUCGCUGCUGCUGGGGGAGGCUCAGGCGGUGAGCGCCGGCGCCGCCAUCGCGGUUCUGCGGCGCUGGGACCAGAGCGAGCGAUUCCUGCUGGUGCUGAACCCUCACGGAACCCAACUCAAACCUUUCUCCAUCAAAAGACAACCCGAGGACCCCUCCCUGCCCAGCACGGCCACGCUGCGCUACAGCACCGGCCCCGUCGCCGCCGGCAACCCCGAGCUGCAGCUGGAGACCCUCAAGGUGGGGGAGUACGAGGGGCUCCUGCUCAGCUUCCCCUACGUCCGUCAGUGACCCCCCAAAAACCCCCCCAGCCCCUCCCCCGGCAGCUUCGGGACCCCCAUUUUGGGUGGGGGUCUCACACUUGGCUGCCCUCACUGGUUUUGUUGGGUUUUUAUCCCGGUUCCCCUCCCCGCUCUCAAGUUUGGGGGGGGUUUUUUUUUCCAUCCCUGCUCUGUUUUGGGGGAUUUUUGUUCUUGGGGUGUCCCCCAAAUGUGGAAUAAAUGAAUUGCAUUUGUGCC